AAAAAAUGUCAGAAUAUUGUGAAUAAGCAGACUUUAAUUAAGGUGGAUAGCUGACUCAUUAAAAAGAGCACCGUUUUGAAGAAGAUUAAUUACCUCAUGAAACUGAAAAAACCUUAAAAUAAUUAGAUUCAGAGUUAGCUGUAGAUGAGGAGUAUAGAGAAGCAUUUGAAAUAGCUAGAAGACUAUUAAAAUUUUAUAAAAGUGAAACUGCAAUCAGAAAUGGAUAAUAUUUUGCUGGAGCAGGUAAUAAAUUUAACAAUUUUUAAAAGCAUUAUAUUUUGGUUUUCGAUGUAAAAAUGCCCCUUAUUUGUUAAUAGAGAUUUCAGAAUUGAUAAAAAAGGAUUCUGCAACCAAAGUAGCAAAAUGCUAUUUGAAAUUAUUAAAAUUUGUUAGAGUUGAUGCAAAGGUUCCCUAAAUUGUUCAAUUAGCAAAAAGUUUAUAAUAUUUAGAUCCUUCAAUAUACAUACCUAAGUUUGUACGUUUAUUGGAAAUAAGGUAUUUAAAUUUGAAUAAUGUCUAGUCGAGAUAAGCAUAAAAAUAUAGUUGAUACAGCAAUGAAAUUAAUAAAAAGAAUGAUGUUAGAUUGGAUGGCUUAUGGAAGAAGACCAUCAUCUUUAUGUGGAGCAGCAUUAUUAAUAUCUGCAAGAUUUCAUGGAGAAAAUGUUUCAACUUCUUAAGUUUGUAAAACUGUUCAAGUUUGUGAUGAAACUAUUAGAAAAAGAUUAGCUGAAUUUAAUUAAACUGGAUUAUCAUAGUUGACAAGAGAAUAAUUUGAACAAAUUGAAAAUAUUGAAACUGGAAUUCCUGGACCAGUAAAUGAUCCACCUUCAUACAGAAGAAUUAAAUAAUAAGAAGAAGAAAUGCGAAAAGGGUUGACAGAAGAAGAAAUUAAAUAAUUAGAAGAAAGUACAUUGAAAAAAGCAUUGGAAAUGAUAGAAUUGCUAAAGGUCUAGCCUGAAAUAUAUAAAUAAGAAAAUAAUUUGAAAUAAGAAUACCCUCCAUCAAUUUCUGAGGUAGUCAAAGAAUAAAAGGAUUGUGAAAUUUUAUCCUCUUUGAGUGAGUCAGAUCAAUAAGAGUAUAUCUUAAAUGAAUAGGAAAAAGCAUGUAAGUAGUUAGUAUGGUAAGCAAUGUACAAAGAAUACAUUUAUGAUUAAUAAAUUAAAGAGAAAAAAAAACAAGAAUAAUAAUAACGGAAUUCUUAGAAUGGAAAUAGACAAUAAAAUUAAGGUAAAAAAAAAGUGAAAGUUGAAUAAUCUUUUGCAACCCCUGAAGAAUCGGUUAAAAAAAAUUAUCUAAAUGAUGGAAUAAAUGAACAAGCUGUUCAUAAUCUAUUUUCAAAAUAUAAUUAUUGAGAAGAUCCAG
Messenger RNA from Paramecium sonneborni, 1362 nucleotides. The record is from the annotation of a GenBank genome assembly. NCBI's taxonomy places the organism in Eukaryota, Ciliophora, Oligohymenophorea, Peniculida, Parameciidae.